UCAGUAUAGUCCGGAAGGUCCAGUAGUCACUUGGCUACCAAAACCCUUCUCCUCCUCCGCCGCCGGGAGGUUCAUGGCCUCCUCCGCCGCCGCCCGGUCCCGCGCCGCCGCCUCCGCCGCGUGGGCGCGCCUCCUCUCCCUGCGCCCCAGCCCUCCCGUAUCCUCCACCCACCAUCUAACCCUGCGGAUCGCCUCCCCUCGCCGCCACUUCGCCUUCUCCGCCAACGCCUCCUCCGGCAGCUCUAGGCUCAAGCAGAUCCAGAGCGAGCGGGUCAUCCACGACCUCUUCGCCGAGCUCCAGCGAGAGCGCCAGCGGGACCGCCAGGAGGAGGAUGAGGAUGAGGGUGAGGAUGAGGACUACCUGGGCGUCAAGCCGCUCAUCGAGAAGCUCGAGCGCCGCAGGGCCAAGGAGGAGGCCGCGCCGGACGAUUCCUUCUGGGAGCCCACCGACUCCGACAGUGACGAGGAGGACGAGCGCUACACCCCUGACGCCAUCAAGCGCCGCGUCGACGAGUUCGAGCGCAAGUGCAACCGCCACUCCGAACUCCUACGCUCCUUCGCCGAAGCCGAAACCCUUGACGAUGCCCACAAAUGGAUGACCAAGAUCGACAGAUUCGAGGAGCGCCAUUUGAAGCUUCCACUGGAGUACAGAGUCAUCGGCGACAUGAUGAACCGCCUCAAAGAUGCCACCGGCAAGGACCGCUUUCUUCUCCUCCAGAAGCUUAACCGAGCUGUUAGAAUCAUGGAAUGCAGGGAAGCAUACGAUCCCAGCAACCCCUCCAAUUUCGGGGUCAUCCAACACCAGCAGGUCGGCUCUCCGGAGGAUCUUGUGCUCAAUGCUGGCUUUGACAGGGAGAAGCAGAUGAUCCAAGGGGCUGGUGACGACGACGACGACGAGGAAUUCAAUGAAGACAAGGAGAAGGAUGAUCUGCUCAUAGAGAAGUUGAAUUCUAUCGAAAAGAAGAUCGAGGAGAAAUUAGCUGAGUUAGAUCAUACGUUUGGUAAGAAGGGCAGAGUUCUAGAGGAGGAAAUUAAGGAUCUUGUUGAAGAGCGCAACUCCCUCACGGAGCAUAAGAGGAGACCUAUGUACAGGAAAGGUUUUGACGUCAAGGUCAUUGAUGUUAAUCGGACGUGUAAAGUCACAAAGGGAGGCCAAAUAGCAAAAUUCACAGCAUUGUUAGCGACUGGAAACUACCAUGGUGUUGUAGGAUUUGCAAAAGCUAGAGGUCCGACAGCCAAGAUUGCAAUUCAAAGGGCUUAUGAGAAAUGCUUCCAGGACCUCCAUUACAUGGAGCGAUAUGAGGACCACACAAUUGCUCAUGCAAUUCAGGCCAAAUAUGAGAAGACAAAGAUAUACCUCUGGCCUGGACCAAUGAGAAGUGGAAUGUCUGCUGCUGGUAGGACGGUUGAAACAGUACUGUAUUUAGCUGGUUUCAGCAACGUCAAGUCAAAGAUUAUUGGUUCAAGGAACCCCCUGAAUGUUAUCAAAGCUCUCUUCAUAGCAUUAAACGCCAUUGAAACGCCAAAGGAUGUUGAGCAGAAGUUUGGGCGGACCGUGGUUGAGUCAUACUUAUUGUAGUCAUCAAUUUGUUUGUCCUGUGGAGCUCGCCAUCUGGCUGUGGCGAUGGACGUCCAAAGAAAGAGCUAAUUGCACAUCUAACCGUGUGAUGUGUGGUCUUCAUUUGUUUGGAUGUUGGUUUCUCUACACUUUGCCCUGCAACCGGCAGUCUGAGAUGUGAGACUGUAAUUUUUGAGGUGAUCGAUCAAUCAAUGCUUUAGUGCCAACGGCGCAGCACAUAGCAGAUGGCAAGAGAAGCAAACGUUUGAUUGAUGAUUCUUGCAUAAGGUGGCCUGCCCCUUUGGUAUGAGUCGUUCGUUUGGAUUUGUAACCAGAGGCUCUGCCUCACGCCUACUGUUAUGGUGGAUUGGCAAACCGGCCACAAUAUGCUGAUUUAGAGAUAAUAAAGUCCUUGAACAUGUGUAGCUACUUGGUUGAUUGAUGUCAUCCCGGAGAUUUGCAGACGCAUCGUGCAUUGCAUGCAUGAUGAUCAAUUUUAUUCAAUUGGCUGCCUCCAUAA
Oryza sativa Japonica Group (Japanese rice) is the source of this 2078-nucleotide messenger RNA. RefSeq lists its product as uncharacterized. Gene Ontology annotation, molecular function: RNA binding; structural constituent of ribosome. Gene Ontology annotation, cellular component: ribosome. NCBI's taxonomy places the organism in Eukaryota, Viridiplantae, Streptophyta, Magnoliopsida, Poales, Poaceae. The record is from RefSeq and is a predicted model, not a curated record. Gene Ontology annotation, biological process: translation.